Scatophagus argus is the source of this 4343-nucleotide messenger RNA. It is a transcript of the gene acp2, whose product is annotated as acid phosphatase 2, lysosomal. The transcript is spliced from 13 exons. Gene Ontology annotation, molecular function: acid phosphatase activity. Gene Ontology annotation, biological process: dephosphorylation; lysosome organization. Bases 1560 to 2633 code for a protein of 357 amino acids. Gene Ontology annotation, cellular component: lysosome. The record is from RefSeq and is a predicted model, not a curated record. Lineage: Eukaryota; Metazoa; Chordata; Actinopteri; Scatophagidae.
UUAGUCUUGCAUUUUUGGAGAUGUUAAUCAAUCUUCAGGCACAGCAAGCAAAGCAAUGCACUAAAAAAAAGCUAUCUACACAAAUCUCUAAGGUGGCCUAUUUUGAAUUCACAGUGGCAAAAUUUCUUUGAUAGAUGAGGAGUUUGCAUCUUCAUGUGUUAAAUUCUAAAAUCCAGUAUAGCACGCUUCACCUGGGGUAUGCAUUCAGGCUUAUAUUUGUCCCUGUAAAAAUAAUCCUAUGCAGACAAUAGCACUGUUAGACUAAUUGAUGUCAUGCCCAUAAAUGGAUGGAGGUAUUAGUCUGACCCUUAGGUGUUUCACAGGAAAAAAAAAAACAUCCUGGUUGCAACAUCUUCAUUUUCUCACAAUUAUGGAGCCAAAGUAAUGAAUGUUUUUCCUAUAAUUAAAUUCUGGGUGUUUCAUUAUUGCAUAAACAGGAGAACAGCUGGGCAACUAAAUGCAGUCCAUCUCAAGGGAGGAUAUAUUGUUUUAAGACUGUCAUUUUAACACAUCUGUGUGCUUGUCUUCUUUGGGGAAACAUACACUUCAAACAAUAAACACAAAAAGGGCCACCUCAAAAAUUUCACAUAAAAAUAUCAGUAAACUUGUUGUGGUAAGUAUGUUAAAUCAACUGAAUAAUGUCCUAUGCGGCUUUGAACCACUGAAUUGCAUUAAUGUUGGUUCACCUCUACCUCCACUGCAAAUACCUGCUCACAGUCAAUGCUAACGUGCUGAUGUUUAUCAUGCUCACCACCUGAGUUUAGUCUGUUGGCAUGCUAACAUUGGCUAAUUAGCCCUGAACACAAAAUGGGACUGAAGCUGAUCAGAAUGUCAACAGUUCGGCAGCUGUUGACACUGUUCAGUAAAAGCCACAAAUGUGAACCUCAUGGUGGCGCUAGAGGAAAAGCCAAUAGAUCACUGGUUUUAGGCUGGACAAAAGUGGUGGACUGAUUAAGCUCUGGCAGUUUCCUAAAUGGAAUCAUUCCGGUGCACAGAGACAGGGGUAGCUUUAAUUACAGUCUUCACCCUUGAUUGACAACAUUACUGUAUGCCAGAGAAAUUACUUCACAUGUCACCUAUAAUGGAAAUGGCACAAAGGUUAAAUGAGGCCUAUUUAUGGGGUGAGGCACUUUAACCCCCUUUUGCCUGAUGCAGUUUCCGUCAGUCCACCAGCUGUGCUGUUAUCACAUGUGCUCUGAUCUGCUCACUGUACAGUGGUUCACAGUUAAAACAAUAUGGAAGUGCUGCAGCAGCUAACCCCUCCUCUCUCUUUCCUGCCUCAUUAGCAUGCUGCUCAGGGAUCUGCCCAUUCAUAAAAAGCCUGUCGUGGAGUGGGCCAGGCAUCUUUAGGGGACAAAACCUCUCCAAGGUCAGCAUUCACAGCAGCUGCAGGGAGGUACAAUGACAGAAAUCCCACGUGAGCACUUCUGUUUGCAGCUCUCGUGCACCCUAGACAGUUGUUUCGCCAUGGUGACCGGUCACCAGUCAAAGCCUUUCCUACAGACCCACACCAAGAGAGCGACUGGCCUCAAGGCUUUGGACAGCUGUCACAGGAGGGGAUGAAGCAGCACUUUGAACUGGGCAGCUUUCUGAGGAAUCGAUACAAAGGAUUCCUCAAUGAAUCCUAUGACAGACACGAGAUCUCAGUUCGCAGUACAGACUACGAUCGCACCCUGAUGAGCGCUGAAGCCAACCUCGCAGGUCUGUACCCCCCCACCGCUCAGCAGGUCUUCAGACCAGACUUGAAGUGGCAGCCGAUACCUGUGCACACGGUGCCGUUCAGCGAAGAGAGGCUUCUCUCUUUUCCUCAGGGUGACUGUCCCCGCUACAAACAGCUGAUGAACGCAACCGAACACACGGAGGAGUUUCUCAAUGUCACCACUAAAUACCAGGACAUUAUAGAGCUGGUGAGGAAUAAAACAGGACUGAACAACACUAAUGUGGAGUCAGUCUGGAGUGUGUAUGACACAUUGUUCUGUGAGUCUCGCCACAACAUGACAGCUCCCGACUGGGUGACUCCAGCUGUCAUGGAGAAGCUCAGAGUGCUCAAAGACUUCGGAUUUCAGGUCAUAUUUGGAGUCUACAAGCAGCAGGAAAAGAGCCGGCUGCAGGGAGGUAUUCUGUUGGGUGAAAUAGUGAAGAAUCUCACCAAGAUGGCCGUGCCAGACCCAAAACAGAGACUGAAACUGAUGAUGCUGUCAGCGCACGACACCACUGUAGCUGCCCUUCAGGCAAGCUUGAAUGUGUUCAAUGGAAGACAGCCGCCAUAUGCUUCUUGUCAUAUAAUCGAGCUGUACAGGGACGAGAACGGCUCUGCUUCCGUGUCGAUGUUUUACCGGAACGACAGCACAGUGAAGCCGUACGCUCAGCAGUUACCGGGAUGCUCCCUUGACUGCCCCCUAGAGGACUUUGUAAAAAUUACAAAGCUCUCCAUUUCAGAAGACCGGGACAAAGAGUGUCAGUUGCCAUCAAAACGGAGUGAUAAAGAAGUGAUCAUUUCUCUGGCGGUGUCCGGCUGUCUGCUCUUCCUCCUCAUCGCCCUCCUCCUCGGCUUUAUUUGUUGGCAUAAAGAGCCAGCCAGCAGCCAUGGAUACCGCCAUGUGAUCAAUCAGGAAGUCGCAGAGGAAUCCUGACAGCAGCGCCUGCUCCUCCCUCGGAGAUCUACAGACCUCACGUCUUGGGACAGCAGCGAUGACGAUGAACUUUAAAACUCCUGAGUGAUGGUUUCAUCAUCACACUCGGUUUGGGACUCACAAUGAUGAAAUGAUGAAAAACAUUUUUUCUCAAAAAUGAUUGUCUCCAUUGGUUGGGGGGGAUUUUUUUAACAAAAUUUAUUUCAUAAAUAUUUCAAGAUUUCGUAUUUUAAAGGAACUUUUUUCAUCAUCACCUGAAACUAAUAAGAGUAGCGAUGAGUGAGACAUUCUUGAAGGGACCAGGACUGAUUUCUUCAAAACACAGCAGGGAAAAUAUUUUUAACAGUUUAUCAGCUGGGAAAAAAAAAGAAAGGAAGAAACGCUGUGUUCUCACGUGGUCUGAUGUCCAGACAGCCAGAUAAGUUUCAACAAAUAUGACCCUGAUUUGUGCUUGAACAGAUUCUCUGUUUGUUGUUCAGUCUGAACGAGUGCAGAAAAGUUCAGAAAGUUCAGAAAGUUGAUACUGAAAUAGGUGACAUAGCUGUUAUAUUAAGUCAUGUAAUUAUGGACCGCAAAUGUGAUGGAAAAGGGUGAAUUCUUACUGUUGAAAACAACAUCCUUAUUUUUCUGUUUUUCUUUCCAUCUAGGCAGGUCUGAGUGUCCUUCAAAGCACAAGACCUGAUGACAAGAGAUGUUGACUGAGUUAAAACCAGUGUGCUUUUAUAUGUGUGUAACUGCAAAUUCACGCGUAUGUCACAUGUGAGUCUGUGUGUCUGUUUAUGUACACAGAUGAUGAUGUUGUUUCUGUGUGUGUGUUGAGUUUGAGGCCUAAUGACCAAGAUGCCUUAAAUAUUUUUAACGAUCUAACAUAAUGCAUAACCCUUUGUUUUGUUUUUAUUUUUCAAGUGGUGUGGUCCAAAUAGGUACGUUUGAUUCAUCAGCAGCAGGCAGGUGUUUUACCAGAGAGAGAGAGAGAGAGAGAGAGAGAGGGUUACGGCCUCACGGCAGCAAACAUCCAACCCCAAGUGUCCUUUAGUGAGACACACUUCCUCACAUCCUCUCUGCCCCUGUAAUCUGAAAAAUGUUCUCCUGUCUGUCAUUAUGGAGGAUAUUCCAAUUCCUUAAAUGCACCUUGAGGAGAGAGGAGGCACCCUGAAACACCAGCGUGGUUGUGGCUCAGCUAGGCCUGACCUUUGACCUCUUGGUAGAGGGAAAUCAAGCCUAAAACAUGGCGCAUUAUUGUGAAUAACUUGCAUGGAUUUUUGGAAACACUGGAAAUCUUUGCACUUGAUUGUUUUUUAAUUGUGCUGCCUUUUUAAAAAGUCAAAUUUGUACAAUUUGAAAAGUGAAAAGCCGUUUUGUCUUUGAACUAAUCAUCUUUUAAAUGCAGAGCAGAUUAAAAAAAUGCUUUUCCACAAGUGAUCAUGAGAAACCAUAAACAAUGGAUCUAAAGCUCUUGCAGUUUUAGGAAAAGAUAAGAUAAGAUAGCGUUUUUUGCAACAGGAUAUGAAAAGUUUUAAAAAUCUAAUAUAUUACAAAUAAAUUGAGCUCCUGGUGGAUCCAGUUUCUGCACCUGGUUAUUGGAACAUAUCAUGUGACCUUUCUUAAUUGUCAUUUCAAUUCUCUUUCAUGCUGUAUGAAACAAUCAAGCUGAGAGAACAUGUUGCUUGUAAAUGUUUGGUUUGAAAAAUAAAUGAUCAGUCGCUGUGA